Messenger RNA from Myxocyprinus asiaticus (Chinese sucker), 1560 nucleotides. It is a transcript of the gene rnf115b, whose product is annotated as ring finger protein 115b. NCBI's taxonomy places the organism in Eukaryota, Metazoa, Chordata, Actinopteri, Cypriniformes, Catostomidae. Gene Ontology annotation, molecular function: ubiquitin protein ligase activity. The record is from RefSeq and is a predicted model, not a curated record. The transcript is spliced from 9 exons. The coding region runs from base 1 to 927 and encodes 308 amino acids. Gene Ontology annotation, biological process: positive regulation of DNA-templated transcription; ubiquitin-dependent protein catabolic process; protein ubiquitination. Gene Ontology annotation, cellular component: cytoplasm; nucleoplasm.
AUGGCCGAGGCUGCCGCGGCUCCACGACACCGGUUCUUCUGUCAUUGCUGUAAAUGUGUAAUCGACCCCAAGUUACCGGAGUAUGUAUGUCCCAGAUGUGAAUCUGGCUUCAUUGAAGAAGUACCAGAGAACUCCAGUCUUCUACAGAGUGGUGAUGUAACUGAUGAUGCAGAUGUAGCCAGCGAUGACAUGGCCUCACAGUUUGCAGAGCUGUGGCAGCUGCUCUUCAUGGAGCAUACAGCCCUACUCUCUGACCCCACAGUCACAGACACGCUCCACAGCCGCUCUGGGGUGGAAGCAGCAGUUGGUGAUCCUGCCUCUGGGACUGUGAGACCUGUAGCUUCCGCGGAGACACUUUCAGAGUGCACAGAGCCUGCACACCUCCCUCAACAAAACAACCAGCAGCAACACACUAGACUGGAUCAGGGACAGGCAGUGGAGGGGAUUGUUCAGCAGUUCCUGGCUGGUCUGUUUUCCAAUUCUGACAGUACAGCACCCCAAACAUCCUCAUGGUCUAGUGUUUUACAUUCUAACCCUGGAGAUUAUGCUUGGGGACAAGGAGGUUUAGAUGUGGUCAUUACACAGCUGCUUGGUCAAUCUGAAAAUACUGGUCCCCCUCCUGCUGACAAAAAGAUGAUCUCAUCUCUCCCUACCGUUAGCAUCUCAUCAGAACAGGCUGCAUGCCGACUGGAAUGCCCUGUGUGUAGAGAGGAGUACUCUGUAGGGGAAUCUGUCCGACAGCUGCCCUGCCUGCACUGUUUUCACAGCAACUGCAUUGUGCCCUGGCUACAACUGCACGACACCUGUCCUGUCUGUCGGAAAAGUCUGAAUGGUGAAGACUAUAGUUUCCAGCCACAGCCAGCAACUCCAGAGCCAGUCCCGUCACCACCGACUGUAGAAGAGCGUAGCACAUUUGAGACUCUUUAGCCACCUGUCAUGCCUCUUUCAUUCAACUGAUCAAUUGAGGACUGAGAGAGAGAAUCAAAGAUGUCCUGCAAUGUGCCUUCUAUAUCAAAAUAUAUUUUAACUGAGACAGACAAACCUCUUUGAAUUUAAUUAUAUCGUAGUCAUUAUAAAACUGUGAGAAAGCUUUUUUUUUUUUUUUUUUUUUUUUUUUUUUUGUGAUCAGCAUUUGUAUUUGUGAGGUUUUUGUGAAGAACAACUGUGCCCUUGAAUCAUAGGCUUUCAACACUGUCCCCAGUGACUUUUCUGUUUAAAGGGAUAGUUCUAACUACCUAACUAUUCCAACCAUAACUAAUGCACAACCACCACAGCUAUCAGCCAACAUGAAAUUAAUUUAAUCAAUUUGCAUAAUUCCAGGUUGGAACAAACACAAUUUCUUAGAAGUCCCCCAGGACUGGAGGUAAAAACCACUAAGUUAGAUGAAACAGAGACAGUCUCACAGAAGGUACAGUUCAAGUUGCAUAUGCAUAUUUUAUGAUGCACAUUUACCAUAUAGUUUCUUCAGAGCUUUCUAUGUUUGAAUACUUAAAAAAAAAUAUAUAUAUAUAUAAUAAAUAAUUAAAAAAAAGUGAGCACACACUUUCACUUACCUGUCAG